Notolabrus celidotus (New Zealand spotty) is the source of this 3013-nucleotide messenger RNA. RefSeq names its product elastin microfibril interfacer 2b (gene emilin2b). The transcript has 10 exons. The record is from RefSeq and is a predicted model, not a curated record. Lineage: Eukaryota; Metazoa; Chordata; Actinopteri; Labriformes; Labridae. Gene Ontology annotation, molecular function: protein binding. The coding region runs from base 1 to 2826 and encodes 941 amino acids.
AUGUUCCGAGGCGACGCAUAUUCAGGCUCCGACACGAGACAGAGGAAUAAAAACUGGUGCGCCUACGUUGUGCAUAAGAACGUAACCUGCGCCGUCGUGGGAGGCACGGAGAGUUUCGUGCAGCCAGAGGCUUUGCCGUGUCCACCGGAGCUGCCAAACUGUGCGACAGAAGUCAUAUAUCGCACACACUUCAGACCUAUGUAUAAGAUCGCGUACAAGACUGUCACAGAGCUGGAGUGGAGGUGCUGCCCGGCAUACCAGGGGCAUGACUGCAAGGAGGUGAAAGACAUGAGGCUACUCCAAGCAGAGCAUUUGCCUCAUGAUACAUCUGCUUCUGGACAUAUCCCAGUCCCACAAGCUCCGUCACAGCGAUCACACAGCCAGAGAAGCCAUCCAUGGGGAGGGGAGAGGCAGUUUGGGGGUCAGACAGGUCCCAGGCCACAUGGGGGUCAUGGAGGAGCUCAAAAUGCACAACACCUGGAGGAGGAGGUUCAGCGACUGUCCCAGAUGGUCCUCGACAUGCAGGCAAGAAUGACAGACAUGUCGUCAAACAUAAGACUGGAUUUCCAAGAGGAUGCCAGUAAAAUGUUUGUUACACUAAUGAAUAACUACAAACAGCCAGCCAGUGCAAGAGGGCAAGAGGCCCAAACCGUCCAAGUGCAGGACUUCUCUUUUAAGCAUGAUCCAAUAGCCAUUGAUGACGUCAUGAGCAAGAUCAGCCAGGUGUCACAUGAUCUGGAGACUAAGAGAAACACCCUAGAUGACCUGCUGGGUCGUGUUAGCCGCCAUGAUGGACAAAUUCAUCUGUUAAUGGAGGCUGCUCAGAACCACCUGCCCACGCUAACUCCCCCGCAAACCGGUGAUCCAGAUCUGAGAGCCUACCUGGACGAGAAGAUCCGUGCCGUGAGAGAGGAGCUCAUGGAGGGCAUGGAAAUCAAACUGGGGGACUUGAAGAACUCGUGUGAUUAUAAGAUCAUGUCAGUUCGGGAGCAGUGCGAGGGACAAGAAGCCAACUACCUCAGCCUGGCCGAGCUCAUGGACUCAAAGGAAACUGACCUCCGCAGCGAGAUCCAGGACCUCAAGACCAAGUUUGUUGAUCCAGUUAAUCGGGACUGUGGCUCUGUUCUGGCUCAUAUGGGGAACCUCGAGAUCCAUCUGAACUCAUCCGAGAAGACAGCAGUUGCUCGAUGUCUUUCAGUGGAGGAGAAGCUAAAGAAAGAACAGGUAGAGGCUUUAGAACAGCUGAAGGAAAAUCUGGAAGACAAGCUGGCCUCCGUGGAAGACAGAUUCACCACCCUGUUGAUAGAUACAAGCAAGGAUUCCUCAGCUGGUGGACCUCCAGAGAGUCAAGAUGAUCUACAAGGAGACAUUAAAUCUCUAAGGGGUACUGCUAAAAGUGACCAGCAUGAUAUCCAGAGCUGCAGAACUGCUGUGGAGGCUUUGGAGACGAGACUAGGAGUCCAGCUGAAUGGCCUUGGAGCCAUGGAGGGACAGCUCCUCAACUGCAGCACCAACAUUGAGAACGUUCAUGGUGUGUUGAAUGGUCUGAAAGGACACAUGGGCAAGUUGGAGGACUCGCUGUCAGAUGUAGUCCAUCAGCAGACUCAGACUGUCCAAAGCCUCAACUCCACCUGGGGCCAGGUUCAAUCUGGGGCUGAGCAGGAGGCCAAGGAACUUAUGGAACUCCACAAGACUAAUAACCAUGAACUAAGAAACCGUCUGGACGAGCUGGCGAGGGAGGUGAAAGCCGGGGCCGAUAACUGCCGGGGACAGACAGAAGACAUCGGGAAGGAGAUCGCUCACAUGGACAGUCGAAUUGUCAGCGUGGAGGGUUUAUGCGGGAAGCUGGAUCCUAUCUCCGGUAGCCUUCAGAGGAUCAAAGAGGGUCUGAAUAAACAUGUCACCGGGCUCUGGACUUGUGUGACCCAGCUGAAUGCUACAGUUCGAGGUCAUGCACGAGACAUUGGGGGAUUGAGGGGAACUAGCCAGAACCUCCAGAACCACAUCUCUAAUGUUGCCAGAGGCCUUCAGGAGCUAAUAGACGGCAAUCCUGGAAAGACAGGUGUUCGGGUCGCCGUCGACAACUCAGGAUCCGCUCAGAGUUCAAGUCAGAGUCUCUCAGUGCCCGUCGGGCCCCUGGACGCCUCCCUCCUGGAGCCCACUGUGAUGGAGACCGGAGAGGCGGGACCUCCCGGCAAGAUGACCUCGUCCAAGUUGCCCAAGGGGACAGACGGGAGUAUGAUGCCUGUUCAGGGCUUUGCUGGAGCUCCAGCUUCGCCAUCCAAGUCCAGUGAUUUGCUGACAACUAAUACUCUCAGCACAGCAGACGUGGUAAUCCCCCACAAACCAUCACCACAGAGACCUACCACAACUCCAGGUGAGACGGUAUCCUUCUCAGCGGGUCUGACUCUUCUGCCAUUCCCGGGAGAGAUCGGAAUCAUUCGAUUCAACAAGGUGCUCGUCAACGAUGGAGGACACUAUGAUGCUCAGACAGGUAUCUUCACAGCUCCCACAGACGGCCGCUACCUGGUGACCGCCGUGCUCACAGCCCAACGAGGCGAGAGCGUGGAGGCUGUCCUGUCUGUGUCCAAUCGCAGCAUCCAGAAGUUGGACUCUUCAGGCUUUCUGUCAGAACAAGCAGCACCGGCGUCGCAGGACCUCUGUAACUGCGGCAGCUCGACGUCUCUGAGUCUGGUUCUGUCGCUGAAGAGAGGAGACCGAGCAGGACUCGUCAUGACCUCCGGGAAGCUCGCCAUCUCGUCCUCCCCGGAGAUCCUGUCGAGUUUCAGCGCCGUGCUUCUUUACCCGAGUCCAUCAAAACGGUAGCCCCGCUCCUUUCAAAGACAACUGAAGCCUCGUAUAAGCCAUAAGUGGAGCGUAGUGUACAUUAAUGAUGAGACAUUAAUGUAAUUAUAUCAGAGAGACAGUCGAUACACUAACCAGGAGGAAAAGGAACAACAACAUGAAAUCCACAGUAUCUAAAUAGAUUUUUUAAGUACUAAUAUAUAGUGUG